Messenger RNA from Fusarium redolens, 1737 nucleotides. Its product is annotated as dimethylaniline monooxygenase. Lineage: Eukaryota; Fungi; Ascomycota; Sordariomycetes; Hypocreales; Nectriaceae. The record is from RefSeq and is a predicted model, not a curated record. The coding region runs from base 1 to 1737 and encodes 578 amino acids. The transcript has 5 exons. Gene Ontology annotation, molecular function: flavin adenine dinucleotide binding; NADP binding; N,N-dimethylaniline monooxygenase activity.
AUGAGAGUUGCAGUAAUCGGCGGCGGUCCGUCGGGCCUCGUAACGCUCAAGUAUUUGGCCAGAGCACAUCUGAGCCUGGACUGUGACGCUAUAGAAGCUCGGCUCUUUGAGCUCGAAGAUAGCAUUGGCGGUGCUUUCACUCAUCGAGCAUAUGAGGACGCAGAGUACCUGCACGACUACUGCUCGAAAUUUCGUUUAUGGCCUAGCAUUGAGCUGGGAGCCGAGGUUCGCAACAUACACGGCCGCUCUCCUCAAGGCUACGUGGUUGAAUAUGCUAAGAAGGGCGGUGAAGUCUUGAGGUGGAGAUGUGAUGCCGUCGCGGUCUGCUCAGGCUUGCACCGAGAGCCAAACUUGCCUACCAUCCCUGGGCUGAACCAUGUACCCGAGGUCAUGCAUUCAUCUAAAUUCAAGACCAAAAGCCAAUUCGGGGUAAAUAAGACAGUCAUGAUAGUCGGGUCCGGCGAAACCGGUGCUGAUGUAGCGUAUCUUGCCGUGAACUCGCCUACAAAGCAAGUUUUGAUGUGCCAUAAAGAUGGCUUCCAUUUCGCCCCCAAGAGAAACCCUGGGCCGGUAUUGCUUCCUAUCUUGGGCAGGAAGCCCAAUCCUAGCGAACCAGGCAUUCCCAUUGACGUUAGCCGUGCCAACCUCUUCGACACAACUUACGUACAUCAAGCCCUUCGUAACAGCAUGAUCCUCUGGGAGUACUACAACUACUAUAUCAAGGUACUGCUGUGGGUUUGCUCUGGUACGACGUCGGGAAUGGACCAGUGGGUAGGCGAAAUCAGCUGGGCUCGUCAUCAUCCAUCAAAAAUAUUCUUCAACAAGUCCAUGAAAGUUUGCCCGUACUUAAGCUUGCCUUACCGACCCAAACAGCCCGGCCCAUCCCUUUGGCUAUACGCCUUGAGAUCUGCUCUAGUGCAGACGCCGAUUCCCGACACGCAUGGGAAACAGGUAGAUCUCGCACCGCUACCAAAGAGAAUCGAUGAGCGUGGCGUGGUUGAAUUUGUUGACAAUGGGCGACCGGAGUAUGAGCGAAUCAAACUUCAAACCAUUCAGCCUGAUGUUAUUGUCUUGUGUACUGGCUACCAGCAGACAUUUCCCUUCCUUGACGACAAGCUCAAGGUCAAUACCAACCACUUAUCGUCCCAUGUCCGGGGUAUUUGGAGGCGAGAGCAACCCACCAUGGGAUUUAUUGGCUUCGUGAGGCCAUCCUUGGGCGCUAUACCACCCCUGGCAGAGAUGCAAGCCCAGCUGUGGGUGUUAAAUCUAGUUGCACCGCGCAAACUACCUGUUCUGAAUCCUGGAGAUGAAAUACACUAUAAGCUUCGCAGCAAAUCUGCCGACAGGGUCACAUAUGGCGUCGAUCACGAGAGCUAUGCGUACCAGCUUGCUCUGGAUAUGAACUCGGCGCCUGGAAUUGUGGAUAUUUGGAGAAUCACACGGACGACUCAAAUCUUGACCAUGCAUUCCAUGUGUCGUCUUCUCAUUAUAUGGGCUUUCGGAGCUCAUUUUAACACAAAGUUUAGACUAAUAGGGCCAUGGGUCUGGGACGGUGCUAUAGAAGUCCUUGUGAGUGAUGAAUUUUGGCACACAAUUACACGACGGCCAUUAUUGUUCGGACACCUCCUUGUCUCUAUUCUACCAAUCGCAAUCUUUGCUCCCUUGAGCAUGAUGUUUCUGCUGUAUCACUCCUUGUUGAGCUACUGCAGGCCUUUGGUUCAAUCGGUUGCGCUUUAG